Messenger RNA from Lampris incognitus (smalleye Pacific opah), 3145 nucleotides. RefSeq names its product low density lipoprotein receptor a (gene ldlra). Gene Ontology annotation, molecular function: calcium ion binding; protein binding. NCBI's taxonomy places the organism in Eukaryota, Metazoa, Chordata, Actinopteri, Lampriformes, Lampridae. The record is from RefSeq and is a predicted model, not a curated record. The transcript is spliced from 20 exons. Bases 1 to 2826 code for a protein of 941 amino acids.
AUGAAGGCCAGCGCGAGGCUGCGCUCCGUGCCCGUGACCCAUAAGAAACAGGUGUCCAUGCAGGCUUUGGUGGCCCAAGGCCCCAUAGAGGGAAUUCCCAGAAGUCCCUGGUGCCUCGGGCGAAGCGCUCUCCGCUGGCGUGUGGGCCUUGAUCAUGUUAUCACCCAUCUGUACUGCGAUGCGCUGACAACAUGCGGAGUGAAGCAGUUCCAGUGUGGGAACGGGAGGUGCGUCACGGUCAGGUGGGUGUGCGAUGGCACGGAUGACUGUGGAGAUGGCACCGACGAACUCCCCGGUACCUGCAUGGCCAAAACAUGCAGACCUACAGAAUUCAGCUGUGGUGACCGCCUUAACCAGUGUGUGCCUAACACUUGGCGCUGUGAUGGGAAAGCCGACUGCGAAACUGGAACAGACGAGGAAAGCUGUGCACCCAAGCGAUGCACAGGCAACGAGUUCAGCUGCGGGAAUGGCCAGUGUGUGUCGACCUCCUUUGUGUGCGACGAUGAGGUGGACUGUGACGAUGGCAGCGAUGAGGUCUCCUGCCCGCCCAUCACGUGCAGCCCCUCCUCCUUCCAGUGCAACAACACGGUGUGCAUCCCCCGCCUUUGGGCCUGCGACGGGGACGCCGAUUGUUCCGACGGCUCCGAUGAGUGGCCCCAAAGCUGUGGUACGAGGAGGCCCCUCCCUGCUGCCUCGCACCCCUGCACAACCCUGGAGUUCCACUGUGGCAGCGGGGAGUGCAUCCACAGCAGCUGGCGGUGUGAUGGAGGGGCUGACUGCUUGGAUCAGUCGGACGAGGCUGACUGCACUCGUACCACCUGUCGUCCCGAUGAGUUUGAGUGUGGGGAUGGCUCCUGCAUCCAUGGCAGCCGCCAGUGCAACCAUCAGCCCGACUGCAGGGACAUGAGUGACGAGAGGGGCUGUGUCAAUGCGACCCACUGCGAAGGCCCCACCCGGUUCAAGUGCCGCAGCGGGGAGUGCAUUAGCAUGGAGAAGGUGUGUAACCAGCACCCUGAUUGCAGGGAUUGGUCGGACGAACCUCUUAGAGAAUGUGGUUCCAAUGAGUGCCUGUACAACAACGGUGGCUGCUCUCAUAUCUGCAAUGACCUGAAGAUUGGCUAUGAAUGCCUAUGUCCUGCUGGAUACUACCUAGCUAACAAUAAACACUGUGAAGAUAUCGACGAGUGUGCCAACCCAGAUACCUGCAGCCAGAUCUGCAUCAACCAGAUGGGGAGCUACAAAUGCGAGUGUGAGGAGGGUUACCAAGUUGACCCAGCUACCAAAGCCUGCAAGGCCAUCGGUACAAUAGCCUACCUGUUCUUCACCAACCGUCAUGAAGUCAGAAAGAUGACUCUGGACAGAAGUGAGUACUCGCGAGUGAUCCCCCGCCUGAAGAACGUUGUGGCUCUGGACAUGAAUAUAGCCACCAAGGAGCUCUACUGGUCAGACAUUUCCCAGAAGAAAAUCUACAGAGCCCCCAUGGACACGGCUGCAGACUCCACCCAACAUAAUGUAGUGAUCGACAGUGACAUCGACGCCCCCGAGGGCAUCGCCUUCGACUGGAUCCAUGAGAAGCUUUACUGGACUGACAGCGUCCGCAGCACCAUCUCGGUAGUAACAGCUGACGGGAGCCGCCGGAAGACUGUGUUUUCUCAUGGCUUGGCCAAGCCCCGUGCUAUUGUCGUCGACCCUCAGAGCAACUUCAUGUAUUGGACUGACUGGGGCACUCCUGCCAAAAUUGAGAAGGGAGGUCUCAAUGGAGGGGACCGCAUGGCUUUGGUCACUGACAAUAUUGUUUGGCCCAACGGAAUUACUCUGGACCUGUUAAACCAGCGGCUGUACUGGGUCGACUCCAAGCUGCACGCCCUCUCCAGUAUCGACGUGCAGGGUGGUGGUCGACGCACCCUCAUCAUAGACGAGCACAAGCUCGCCCACCCGCUGGGACUCACUGUGUUCGAGGAGAGAGUUUUCUGGACAGAUGUCAGUAACAAUGCCAUCCUGAGUGCCAAUAGGGUGACAGGAAGUGACAUCAGACCUUUGGCAGAGCACCUGUCAUCUCCAGAGGAUAUUAUUCUCUAUCACAACCUCAAACAGCCUGCUGGAAGGGACUGGUGCAGAGUUGCUAAUGGCGGCUGUGAGUUUUUGUGUCUGGCAGCGCCCCAAGUGGGCAGUCAUCCUCCAAAAUUCACAUGUGCCUGCCCUGACGGCAUGAUGUUAGCCAGGGAUAUGAGGAGAUGUGUGGCAGCUGUGCCAACACAUGCAACCCCUGUUCAGUCUCAAGUUCCUGCCACCGACCCACCACUAAUACCAGCCGGGACCACACCCAAGCCCCAGGUCCACACCAUCACCAAAGCACCCAUCCUAAUCACCAGCACCAUCACGAAGGCUGUGCCGCGUACUGUCAAACCAGCAGGAGGGGCCACCACAGUCCAGCCAGCGAAUCCCAAGUUCGCCCACACCACUAAAAUGACCCUGACCACCACAAGGGCUCCAGUCACUUCUCAAGGCAUCCAUCAUGAAUUUGCUGCUGCUAUACCCAAUACCCAUACCUGCUGCUAUACCCAUACCUCCACCUCAACUGCUGUGUACAUCGUCUUACCUCUGGUGAUUGUAUGCAUUGCGGCCUUUGUUGCCAUGCUGCUAUGGAGGAACUACAGGUUGAAGAACACCAACACUAUUCAUUUUGACAACCCCGUCUACCAGAAAACCACCGAGGACCAGGUGCACAUAUGCAGGAGCCACAGCCCUGAUGGUUACUCCUACCCACCGAGACAAAUGGUGAGCCUGGACGAGGAGGCGGACAACCCGACCUUCACAGAAAACUGACGAAGAGGUGGGCGGUGAGGAAGAGAGCCUUGACACUACGCUACCUUGGACACCCUUUUUACCUCGCAGCUGCAAACACUUGGAAGGAGGAGCCGGGAGCAGCCUCCUACGAAUCCCCACCACUACAUCAUCGGACCGAUAAGGUGUCAAAGGGAAAAUCGGGGGUGUGAAGAAGAGGGGUUUUUUUUUUUCAUCUUCGUUGCACAAAUGGUUUUUCGUCUGAUUCUGCAGCUGACCAGCAUCAGAUCACUAAACGAUUAAGCUUUGUAUUCCUUGUUUCCGAUACAAAACACACACACACACAUACACACCUCGGUAU